AGACAGAACAAUUUUGAUUUCCUAGCUUUCUGUAACUUGAUGAUUUAUAAUAGCAUAUAGCUCUGAGAUAUUCCUCCGGGAUACUUAAGAGGCCAGUGUGUCUGUCCCAGAGAUACAAUUAUCAUCUUGUGCAUCAGACUCAAUCGCAGAAGUGUCAAGUCUCUCAUCUUCAUUCAAUAUUCCUGCAUACCAAGCCAAGUCUACGCCCACACCACUUCAGCAACAUGUCUCUCAAGCCGAUCACUCUCUGGGGCCACGACAGCGGCUCUAACGCCUGGAAGGUGGCCAUGGUUCUCGAGGAGCUUAGCGUCCCUUACACUGUCAAAAUGAUCGAUUUCCCAGACAUGAAGAAGGAAGCGUACGAGUCAAUCAACCCCAAUGGCCGUGUGCCUUCAAUUGAGGACCCGAAUACGGGCAUCACGCUGUGGGAGUCGGGUGCCAUUAUUGAAUACUUGGUCGAAACUUACGACAAGCAAAACAACUUUAACUUUGCUCUAGGCUCGAAAGAGUACUACGAAGCCAAGCAGUGGCUAUACUACCAGGUAUCUGGCCAGGGCCCCUACUUCGGACAGGCUGUGUGGUUUACCCUCUACCACCCCGAGAAGCUCCCUAGUGUUGUCGACCGCUACGUUAAUGAGAUCCGUCGCGUCUCCGGCGUCCUCAACGGCGUACUGCAGGGCAAGGAGUUCCUCGUAGGCGGCAAGUACAGCUACGCCGAUGCUUCUUUCGUGAUGUGGUAUGCCAUCGCGCCCCUUUUCGCGGACAGGAUCAACCUCGAGACGGACUUCCCCGCCCUCAACGCCUGGUUGGAGCGCAUCAAGGCCCGCCCGGCAAUUGCAAAGAUUAUUAAGGACCGAGAAGCGGCUAUGGCGGCGUCCAAGUAAAGGCUUGUUGGGGGUUCGGGGUCAAGAGAAUUUGUCUACAUAUAGCACUUGAGUAAAAACCAGGUCUUAAAGACGGUAGUAAGAGUUUCAUUAGCUACAUCUAUUCUAUCAUAACAUUCAUUAGCAACAAAUUAGACCGCUUAAUCGCUGUCUAAAACAAUAACCUCUGCCUCCAC
Molecule: messenger RNA, 1060 nt
Organism: Pseudogymnoascus verrucosus
Lineage: Eukaryota; Fungi; Ascomycota; Leotiomycetes; Thelebolales; Thelebolaceae
Product: glutathione S- transferase, nitrogen catabolite repression regulator
Exons: 1
Coding region: 225-884 (219 amino acids)
Source: RefSeq, a predicted model, not a curated record